This is a messenger RNA of Entamoeba histolytica HM-1:IMSS, 1242 nucleotides long. Its product is annotated as calcium-dependent protein kinase 2, putative. The record is from RefSeq and is a predicted model, not a curated record. Gene Ontology annotation, cellular component: proteasome core complex. Gene Ontology annotation, molecular function: protein kinase activity; ATP binding. Gene Ontology annotation, biological process: protein phosphorylation. Lineage: Eukaryota; Evosea; Mastigamoebida; Endamoebidae. Bases 1 to 1242 code for a protein of 413 amino acids. The transcript has 3 exons.
AUGUCAAAGGAAGUUGGAGAUUAUCUUCUUAAAAAAGAAAUUGGAAAAGGUGCAUUUUCAGUAGUUUAUGAAGCAAUAAAAAAAUCAACAAAUGAAGAAGUUGCAGUAAAAGUGAUAGAUACAGCUAAAUCAGAUCCACAAAAGCUUCAAGGUGAAAUUAAAAUAUUAAAAAUGGUUGACCAUCCAUAUAUAAUUAAAUUAUAUGAUGUAUUUGAUGGGAAUGAUGGUAAAUUAUAUAUUAUAACUGAUCUAGUUAAAGGAGGAGAGUUAUUUGAUAGAAUUAGUGAUAAAACAUUUUAUCCAGAAGAUAAAGCAAAAAUUGUUGUUAAACGAUUAAUUUCUGCUAUUGGAUAUUUACAUUCAAUGAACAUUGUUCAUAGAGAUUUAAAACCAGAAAAUAUAUUAUUAAAAAGUCCUGAUGAUGAUACUGAUGUUCGUAUUGCUGAUUUUGGAUUUUCUAAAAUGAUUACUGAAGAUGCACAAAUAUUAUUAACUGCUUGUGGUACACCAGUUUAUGUUGCUCCUGAAGUAUUAAAUGCAAAAGGAUAUGGAAUGGAAGUUGAUAUGUGGUCAAUUGGGGUUAUUACAUAUGUCUUAUUAUGUGGUUAUCCUCCAUUUUUUGCUUCUGUUCUUGGUAUUAAAUAUGAAGGUGGUGUUCUUAUUGCCGCAGAUACACUUGGAUCAUAUGGGUCUAUGGCAUUAUUCAAAGAUUUAGAACGAGUCAUAAAAUUAGGGAAAUACACAAUAAUUGCUGGUUCAGGUGAAUAUUCUGAUUUCAUUGAAUUAAAUGAAACACUACAAAAGAAAGUCAAUGGUGAUGAAUGUUGUGAAGGUAAAGAAAAUGGAUAUAAACCAAGUGAAUUAUAUAGUUAUGCUCAACGUAUUUUAUACAAACAUCGAUGUGAUCAAAAACCAUUAUUUGUUACAUUGAUUGUUGGAGGAGUUAAAAAAGAUGAAAUUUUCCUUGGACAAACUGAUAUGUAUGGUACAUCAUUUACAGAAAAUUAUGUUGCUAGUGGUAUAGGUGCUCAUAUGGCUAUGCCACUAUUACGAAAAGAAUGGAAAGAUCAUAUGUCUCGAGAAGAAGCUGAACAUCUAAUUGAGAGAUGUAUGAAAAUUCUUUAUUUAAAUCAUUGUUGGGCAGGAAAUCAAUAUCUUUUAGGUGUAGUAGAUUCAGAAGGGUCAGAUAUUAUUGGACCAAUUACUAUAGAUACAACAGGUAAAUGGGAUAUAAUUGCUUAA